Molecule: messenger RNA, 1502 nt
Organism: Coregonus sp. 'balchen'
Lineage: Eukaryota; Metazoa; Chordata; Actinopteri; Salmoniformes; Salmonidae
Source: the annotation of a GenBank genome assembly
AUGGUGGAACUUGUUUCCCCGCCCUUUCAUGUCAAAAGGAAAGCAGGGGAUGAAAAUGUGGGUCCUCUAAUUAAACUAAGUCGUUUGCAGCCCUUGAAGGUACCAGCGGACUCCCCCCUGUGAGAGGGUUCCCCCUGUAGGUGCCGAAAAGCAGGCUGUGGACGUGGCUGCUACAGUUGUCAUGGAAAGAAGCUACGCCCACAAUCAUGGAUCAGAAUGCAACGGCUCCAAUGGACAGACAAAAAGCUACUAAGGCUUCAGGCAGCCAUCAAUCAAAUCAGGUUGUUGGCAGGAGUGCCAAGAUGGCCAAUUGGGUGGUUUUAGCUCCCUUCACACUCCCUGUUACGGGGGAACUCCAUCACUUGGGGCAUGUCACCAGCUAAUGGCACUCUUUUUCCUGGCACCGUGAACACUCCCCCCAGCUUUGGAUGUGUAAGGGCUGUCCCCCCAUACUUAGUUUUGUCCAACAGCGCUCCAGUUUCUGGUUCCACUGGCACUGUGGGCAGGCUUGACAAUGGAAGCCUGGUCUUCAUCCAUAAUGACAUGCCCUUUUUCAACAUCAAGUGCUAGCUGGUUCUGUCUCAGGAGGACCCUGCCCACCAGGUCUGCCAGACCUCACCUCUCCAAAGAGCCCAAUGGUUAGUUGUGAAAAAAGGUCUUUACUCUUUAUUUCCCUCUUAUCUAUAGUUUAUCCUAGUAGUUCCUAUCCCAUAGUAAUUCAUCUGUGUCCUCCUCCUUUGCCUCCCAUCUCUUUUCUUCCUCUCAAAUCCAUAUUCUGUCUGUUGGUAUCCCAAAUCUCCUUUUAUGCUUUGCCCAUUGUCCUAUUUUGUUGUAUCCUCAGUUAGGUCUUGUGUAGUUGAGCAAAUAAUGGAAAGUUGAAAAUUCUGCUAAAUCACAAUUUGGGAAUCUUCAGAAUGACUACUUACUGUAGUGUUGCAUCAUCUGAAGUAUAAAAAUUGUAGAUCAACUGUGAAUAAUGAAUCAUCAUAUAUCUGCAUUUUGAAAUGUAAUUGGAAACUUUUUGAAGGCGUUUAUAAAUUGUUAAGUAAGAACACGCCUUUGAUACAGUCUUACAUUCGCAUUAAUAAGGUACUAUCACACCCUCUCAACAGGAAGCUCCUCAGUCCACUGGUCCAAUCAAAAUCAGAAUUAUUAGACAGGUAAAGAAGACUAUUUAAACGGUUCAGGACACCAAGCAGCCCACCCAGGAUGGCACUGCUCAGUCAGGCUUGUUCAGAAAGGAUGAAGCCGCCUCCACUCUCCUCAUACAAACUGCUACUGUCCAGGCAGACUCUGUACAAAUGGAAAUUGCCCAGACAGACGUUGUCCAGGCCGACCCUAGUCUGACAGUCUUUGCUGUUGAAGAAACCACGGAGACAGACAUUGUCCAGAAUACAACUGCCCAGCCAGACUUUGUCCCGAAUGAGACCAACCAGGCCGAACUUGUCCAGACUAAAACAGCCCAAAUGGAAAUUGUUCCUGCUCAAGUAAUAGGAAUCUAG